This is a messenger RNA of Striga asiatica, 711 nucleotides long. NCBI's taxonomy places the organism in Eukaryota, Viridiplantae, Streptophyta, Magnoliopsida, Lamiales, Orobanchaceae. The record is from the annotation of a GenBank genome assembly.
AUGAUGACAUCACACAGAUACUUACGUCUGGACUUCAUCUUUGUAAUAGCCUUGGAACACUGUGUGCCCUCUGACACAGAUCUCCCCACGAGGAUGUGGUUGAUCCUCAGAGCAGCAGCUGCGACAGAGCCCUGGAAACUUCGGAAUCUCUGCCAGCGGUGGAGGCGUAGAGGUCUCUUUUCGCCGAUUUCGGAGGUUAAUUGGCCGAUUCUUUGCGGGGUCAAAGAGGAGAAUAGAAAGGGCAAAAGGCUGAGGGAGAAGAGGAAAAAGGAGGCGAGGAUGGAGCGUAGGGGUUAUGUGGCUCGAACAACCUUCACCAAUCAAGAUCUGGAGAAUCGCUGGAGGUCAAACCAUGAAUUCGCACUACUCGAAUUGCUGGAGCGGAGAAGAAGGGAGAAGAAAUCGCUGGAUGGAAGAAGAAAGGAGAAGAAAUCGGUAGGAGAAGAAAUCGCCUCGUUCCUUUUUCUUUUCUCUGUGAUGCGGCGUAAGAAUGGUGAGGGAGGAAAAGAGCCGAUCUAUAUUAGGUGGAAGGCUUCAAAAAGGUGUCACCAAAAGGAGAACUCUAAGGAAUUUGACAAUCCCAGAUACUUAUCAACCGUACCACUCAUUACAGCUUGCUUCUUGGAAUUGUAUGCCGCAUUAAAUAACCUCUCCUUCAGAACACCAGAAGUUUUCACAGCAUUUGUAAUCCUACAAGAACAGUCCGAAUAA